AUGCACUCGGCUGGACCAGCUGGACCAGCCAAAUACGCAGUACCUAGGCCGACACCCAUUUUUGCUUUGCAGGCUGCGUGUUCUGGCCUUCCGCCGCCGGGUUUGCGCAGCGCAGCGCAGGGCGCAUCCGCAUCCGCAUCCGCAGGACGACCGACGACGAGUCGGUGUCGCCCCAAGACGCCACCCCAAGAGGCCUGGCACGGCAUUGGGCGCAUCUCUCCAGCCUCUAGAGGGAAUCUUAUCGUAGGCCCGCCAUUGGCUGCGCGCGAUGUUCUGCAUAAUGCUGUUUAUCCCACCGUGGAGCUUCAGACGUCGAGAGCCAGUGUCGAGCCGUUGCGGCGGGAGCCCUGUCCUCCAGCCAGCUCCAACUUCAGUCCUCGGAAUGGGUUGUUUUAUUUCAUUCCCGAGCCAAACGCGCCCUCCCUCCCUCCCUUCCCCAACAAACAAAGAUAUCUCUAUUCCGUCACCGCUUGUUUGGUUAAUUACUACUCGUUCUUCCUCUCGGCCGCCCGUUUUCCCCGGCCUGGUAGUUAUUCCCCAACUGAAAAACUAGACUCUGUCUCUGACUGA
Messenger RNA from Ilyonectria robusta, 570 nucleotides. RefSeq lists its product as uncharacterized. NCBI's taxonomy places the organism in Eukaryota, Fungi, Ascomycota, Sordariomycetes, Hypocreales, Nectriaceae. The record is from RefSeq and is a predicted model, not a curated record. The coding region runs from base 1 to 570 and encodes 189 amino acids. The transcript is spliced from 3 exons.